Molecule: messenger RNA, 960 nt
Organism: Rhizopus microsporus ATCC 52813
Lineage: Eukaryota; Fungi; Mucoromycota; Mucoromycetes; Mucorales; Rhizopodaceae
Exons: 7
Coding region: 1-960 (319 amino acids)
Cellular component (GO): cytoplasm
Molecular function (GO): glutathione transferase activity
Source: RefSeq, a predicted model, not a curated record
AUGUCUCAAGGUACCAAAUCCUCGAUUCUUAACUGGGCUAGCAAAGAUGGUGAGUUCAGACGUCAACAGUCUGUCUUUCGCGACUUUAUUGAAGAUAAGCCUGAUGCCAAGUUUGCUCCCGAACCUGAUCGUUAUCAUCUCUACAUUUCUUGGGCUUGUCCUUGGGCUCACCGUACGGCUAUUGUACGUAACUUGAAAGGACUUGACAAGAUAAUCGGCCUAUCUGCUGUUGAUUAUCUGAUGCUUGAUAAAGGGUGGAAGUUUUCUACCGAACAAGAAUGUCCUGGUGCUAUUCCUGAUACUGUCAACAAUGCUUCUUAUAUUCGUGACAUCUAUUUCAAGGUCAAUCCAAACUAUGAGGGUCGUUUUACUGUCCCUGUUCUUUGGGACAAGAAGCUCCAGACGAUUGUCAACAAUGAAAGUUCUGAAAUCAUUCGUAUGUUCAAUACAGUAUUUAACAAGUUUUUGAGCAAAGAGCAAGCAGAACUCAACUAUUAUCCCGAGCCCCUUCGAAAAGAGAUUGACGAGACAAAUGAAUGGGUUUAUGAUACUGUCAAUAACGGUGUUUAUAAAUCUGGUUUUGCAACCACUCAGGAAGCUUAUGAAAACAACGUGUUUCCUUUAUUCAAAUCUUUGGAUAGAAUCGAAAAAAUGCUUGACGGUCACAAGUAUUUAGUACAAGACACGUUUACUGAAGCCGAUAUUCGAUUAUUUACUACGAUUGUCAGAUUUGAUCCUGUCUAUCAUGGUCAUUUCAAGUGUAAUUUAAAGUCCAUUCAACACGACUAUCCAAACAUCUUGGAAUGGACACGUCGCAUUUAUCAAAAACCAGGAGUGAAAGAAACAGUCAACAUGGAUCACAUCAAGAGACACUAUUACAUGUCCCACAGACAAAUUAACCCAACCCAAGUUGUUCCCAUUGGUACUGGUCCUGACCUUUCAGUUCCCGUUGAACCUUAA